AACAAAAGUUAUCCAACUACCGUGGUCUCGAUAUUCGAAAAAAAACAGAGCAAAGCAAAACAACCAAGAUGGCGGGUGCAGGCCCGGUCACAGAAAAGCUUCCAGUGGUUGCAGUACCUCCUAAGUUAUCAAAUGGUGGAAGAUUUUUGAAAUGGGAUGACAAUGAUGCCAGCUGCUCUGUGUACAUUCUUGAAGUCGAUCCUGAAGGAAAUGUUCUGUAUUGGAAACCAGAAGACUACUCAAAGGAUACAGAAGUUUUAGAACUUGUACAUAUUCGAGAUGUUCGAACUGGACAAUAUGCAAAAGCACCAAGAACUACUGAUAACAAAGCGCGUGAAACAAUACGUACAUUUUGUGCUUUCGAGCAAGAAAGUAACUGUAUACAAGAAAGAACAAUCACAAUUGUUUAUGGCCCAAACAUGGUUGAUGUUUCUUUUGUAAAUUUUGUUGCUACAAGCAUAUCUGAAGCUGAAGAAUGGACGAACGCUUUAUUUAAAUGUACAAACAAUCUUCUCGAGCUCAACGCAAGUCCCUUAAAAUGCUUGAAACGUUUUUAUACAAGAAUUUAUGUACAGAAAAACAAGGAUGGUGAAGUUCCAGCUAAAUUGUUAGUCAAAAAUUAUGCUAGCAGCAAGGAAGAUAAAAAGCGUGCUUAUGAAACUCUUCAAUCGGUUGGCUUGGCAUCUGGAAAGAAAGAUACAAUCAAGGUUAAAGACUUCACCUUUGACAACUUUGUUGCAUUUCACAGUAGACUAGUCACUAGACAAGAUUUGGAUGGUGUUUUUGCUGAAUUGGGAGCAAAAAAGAAACCAUAUCUAACGUUAGAACAAUUAGUAGAUUUUUUAAACAAUAGACAACGUGAUCCUCGACUUAAUGAGAUUUUGUAUCCAUAUUACAAUAUAGAAAGAGCUCAGGCUAUUAUAAAUAGUUAUGAAUCAAAUACAGAUUUUGCUGAUAAGGGUUAUAUCUCCAUAGAUGGCUUGACAAGAUUUUUGAUGAGCUCUGACAAUCCUAUACUGUUGCAAGGAAAAUUGCAAAUACACGAGGAUCUAACUUUCCCAAUAGCUCAUUAUUUCAUCAAUUCGUCACAUAAUACUUAUUUAACAGGUCAUCAACUGACAGGUAAAUCAUCCGUCGAAAUUUAUCGACAGGUGUUGUUAGCUGGUUGCCGAUGUAUUGAAUUGGACUGUUGGGAUGGCAAGACAGAGGAACAAGAGCCUGUUAUAACGCAUGGAAUGACGCUAUGUACAGAAGUACCGUUUAAGGAUGUUGUUGAGGCUAUCGCUGAAUCUGCUUUUAAAACAUCAGAAUACCCUGUUAUAUUAUCAUUUGAAAACCAUUGUUCUGCGAAACAGCAGCAGAAGAUGGCGAGUUAUUGCUUGCAAAUACUUGGUGAUCUUCUUUUAAAUAAAGCUUUGGAAGAAUUUCCGCUUGAACCAGGUUCACCUUUACCAAGCCCGAAAGCCUUGAAACGAAAAAUAUUAAUCAAGAACAAAAAGAGGGCUGUGAAAGUGGUUUCUGUGUCUGAUGUAAAGUCUGCACAAAAUCCAGAACUAGUUGCACAACCAUCUGUUGAGAUCUUAGCUCCGAAUACACCCAUGGAAAUGUCUGUGUUGGAUGACUUGCCUGAAGAUACUGAAGUUAAAGAAGUUGUUCCUAAAUCUGAGGAGGAAGAACAGCCUGAAGUUGAAGCUCAACAAGAACUUUCAGAUCUAGUCAAUUAUUUUCAACCUGUUCAUUUCAGAGGAUUUGACAGAGCUGAAAAAGCCAAGAAAUUUUAUGAGAUGUCAUCUUUUAGUGAAAAUGCAGCAAUGAAUUUAUUAAAGGAACAGCCAGUGGAGUUUGUCAAUUACAAUAAAUUCCAACCCAGUCGUAUAUAUCCAAAAGGGAGUCGAGUUAGUUCUGAUAACUAUAAUCCCCAAUUGUUUUGGAAUGCAGGCUGUCAAUUUGCUGCUUUGAAUUUCCAAACAUUAGACUUGCCAAUGAUGUUAAAUCUUGGCAAAUUUGAAAUGAAUGGAAGAUGCGGGUAUUUACUGAAACCAGAGCACAUGAGACGUAGUGAUCGUACAUUUGAUCCGUUUGUUGAGUCCACAGUGGAUGGUAUUAUUGCUGGGACCGUUCAUGUCAGAGUUAUUUCAGGACAAUGUCUUUCAGAAAGACGAUGUGGUACUUAUGUUGAAGUUGAAGUUUACGGUUUACCUGUUGAUACUGUUAGAAGAAAAUAUAGAACAAAAGUGGUUUCGAAUAAUGGCUUAAAUCCGAUAUACGAUGAAGAACCAUUUAAAUUUAAAGUUGUGCUACCUCAUCUUGCAGAACUGCGUAUAGCAGCGUAUGAAGACAAUGGCAAGAUGAUAGGACAUCGUAUAUUACCUGUCAUCGGAUUAUCACCAGGCUACAGACACAUCAAAUUACGUAACGACGCAUAUCAGCCAUUAUGUUUACCAACAUUAUUUGUUGACAUAGUAACAAAAGAUUUUGUACCAGAAAGUUUUUCAGACUUUGCAGAUGCUUUGGCCAACCCUAUGAAAUACUUAUCUGAAAAAGAAAAACGUACUGAACAGCUGAAAAAACUUGAGAUGGAAGAAGGUGUGAAAGAAAAUGGAGAAAACACACAGGAAAAACCACCAGGUCCAGAAUUGAAUGUACCACUACAUAAUCCUAACAAAAGAGGAAGUAUUAUAUCUAUCCCAGCUAUUAUGAACAACCCAACAAAAGAUACUAAAAGAUCAGAUAGUAUACCAAAGAAUGACUUUAAAGGUAACAAAAGGAACAUGACCGUGCCACCUGUCAAAAUUCCUGAAAACGAACCCAUUCAACGUUCUUUCAGUGCUGCUCCUGAAUUACUAAGCAAGAUACGUGACGAAAUGCUUGAUUUAAACGCACCAGAUGUUAGCACGCUCAUGGAACAUAAGCUGUAUGUAAAAAUUCGACAGAAGCACGACGCCGAAAUGCAAACGCUGUUGCAAAAACAUGCGAAGGAUCGAGCGAAAAUCAACAAAGAUUUGGAAGUCGAAUCGAAGAAAUUAAAAAUUGUUGUGGAAAAAGAAAAAUCAGUCCUCCAGAAAAAGCAUAGCAAAAUUUUGAAAAGCUCAGAAAAAGACAGCACAUACACUGAAACGUACAACGAAUGUCGCAAAGAGAUUGACGAGUUGAACAAUAAACACGAUAAAGAGAUUGAGCGAAUGACGAUGGAACAGAGAAGUAAAGUGAAAGAGCAGUACAUGUUGUAUUAUGAAGAACAGAUGAACCUUGCAAAAUCACAAGUGGAACCAAAAAUCGCCGAGCUGAAAAAGGUAAUGCAACAAAUUGAAAUGGCAAGCCGAAAAAGACUGCUCGAGCGUCACAAUAGAGAGAUGGUUUCUUUAAAGAAGGAGCAAGACAAAUACAAUCGUUCUGAAAUUAAAGAACUCACUCGAAAGUUCAAAGACAAAAGCGAGGCUCAAAAGGAGAAACGCGCGCAUAACAAGAAGCAUAUCGACCAAUCGGUGAAAGAAAUUCAGAAGAUGCAAGAUUUUCAAAGAAAAGAAACUGAACUACUUGCUCAGCAGUACGAGGAAGCAACUCAACUUCUCGAAGAUAAAUAUAGUGAGGAUAUGAAAGAACUUGAAUCGUUUUAUGAAGGGAAAUGUGCUUUAUUGGACACGCAGGAUCUUCAAAAGUUGAUCCCAAUUCUUUUGCCGGCUGUCCCUGCUUCUUCGCCAGUUAGCAAUGAAGUGAAGUUUACUGUUUGAAAGCUAACCUAAAAGAUAGAUUUAAAUUACGUCAUGCACACCCUGAGUGAUAUCUUAACCGUGGUAAUUAAUAAGUGGUACUGUUGUCUUGCGUGAUCAAAGACGCAUCGCACAUUUACUUGUAUAAGCAUGUAAUUCACACAACCCUAUCAACGAAAGGUCAUGCUUUAGACACACACUAGUAUGGUAACACACUUCAAGAAACCUGGGUUUUAGUAUGGUAACACACUUCAAGAAACCUGGGUUUUAGUAUGGUAACACACGCCAAGAAACCUGGGUUUGAUUAAGUUAUGUUAAUGUCUAUAAAGCAUUUAUGGGGAUAUGGGCAGCUGUUGAGAAAACGAAAGUGAUGAAGAUUUUGGUUUCCUUCUCACGAAAUAGAAGCACUCUGUAGACUGUAAUUAUUUAUUUAUUCAUUUAAUUACUUUUUUUAUGUUUUACACGUUUUAGCACCGUGAUUUGUUUUUAUUCACCUUUUAGAAAUAUGUAAUUUAUUUUACCUGGAUGUAUAUGUUACUAUAUUUGGUCAGCGACCAGAUUCUAUUUUUUAUUUCCUUCACUUAUAUGUGAAAAUUAUUGUGAACUUGAUGUGAAAGGCUUAUCGGCUUGAAUUUUGACUAUUUUAAUUAUUUUAUCUUCAUCCAUAUAUUGAAAGAGUUGUAUAUAUUAUAUAUCGAAUUAUAUUUCUUUUGUGUAGUUUGUAAUAUAAUAACCACGUGUGUUUUCACCCUUAGCAGUGUUUAAAGCUACUUUUACUCUUACUACUGAUGUAUUGUUUUAGUGUCAACAGUAUACUGUUGUUAAAUUUAAUUUUGAUUUUCACUGUAUUCACGUCUCAUUGUUUAUUUUGAUGUUUUGAUCAUACGGUGGCGAUCCGAAAUAUUGAAAAUUCAACUAAAAUCGUAUUUUGUCUUCUGUAUGUGUGUUGCUGUGCUUGUGAUAAUAAUGUCUUGGGUACGAAGUUGUUUCCAUAGAAACCGUUUUAUUUAUUGUUUUGAUUUUUUUAAAAAAAUGUAAAUUUUCACUUUUAGUUUUCUACACGCAGUAAAUACAAUUCUCUUGCUUUUAA
This is a messenger RNA of Hydractinia symbiolongicarpus, 4800 nucleotides long. RefSeq names its product 1-phosphatidylinositol 4,5-bisphosphate phosphodiesterase beta-1-like. Bases 69 to 3731 code for a protein of 1220 amino acids. The transcript has 34 exons. NCBI's taxonomy places the organism in Eukaryota, Metazoa, Cnidaria, Hydrozoa, Anthoathecata, Hydractiniidae. The record is from RefSeq and is a predicted model, not a curated record. Gene Ontology annotation, molecular function: calcium ion binding; phosphatidylinositol-4,5-bisphosphate phospholipase C activity. Gene Ontology annotation, biological process: lipid metabolic process; phosphatidylinositol-mediated signaling.